Messenger RNA from Drosophila virilis, 3151 nucleotides. RefSeq names its product major facilitator superfamily transporter 10 (gene MFS10). Gene Ontology annotation, cellular component: plasma membrane. NCBI's taxonomy places the organism in Eukaryota, Metazoa, Arthropoda, Insecta, Diptera, Drosophilidae. Gene Ontology annotation, biological process: monoatomic anion transport; transmembrane transport. Gene Ontology annotation, molecular function: transmembrane transporter activity. The record is from RefSeq and is a predicted model, not a curated record.
CUUCAGUCGCUGCCAGCUGCAGCUGUUGGUGAGUUGUCUUUGGCCGUUGCUGUCGUUUGUUGUCUUUGUUGUUGUUGCUGGAAAAGUUAAAAGAGAAAAUGUGCUGGCAAUUGCACAAGAACUAGCAGCAAAAGCGAAACAAUUUAUAAAAACCAAAAAAGCAGAAGCAUAUUGAAAGAUAUUUGCAACAAUUGAAAUUGGGCUGCCGAGAUGCCGCCGCACCGAUGGACAGACGAAACGCGCGACGCCUCCUGUUACUAUGGCAACAGUGUUGCAAGCGCUGCUGGUGGCGCCUCCAGCGAUGCGGACGAUGACGACACGGAGGCGGAUGACGAGCGGCAGGCGUUCUGCAGCGGCGACAGGCCGCUCAUCAGAGCUGCCGAGGAGCUGGGCCAGGCGGACAGCUGGCUGCAGACGCGUCACAUCUUCGGCCUGAUGGGCUUUCUCGGCUUUGCCGUCGUCUAUGCGAUGCGCGUGAAUCUCUCCGUGGCCAUUGUGGCCAUGGUCAACCAGACGGCCAUACCGCACAGCAACAGUUCCGUGUUGGCCAACGAUACGUGCCCGACGCCCACGUCGAACGGCACCUCCUUGGGCACUUUUUGGCGCCGCCUGCCGCCGUCGGAGGGUGAAUUUGUGUGGGAUGAGGCCACCCAGGGUCUGGUGCUGGGCAGCUUCUUCUAUGGCUAUGUGCUCACCCAGGUGCCCGGCGGCCGCAUGGCCGAGCUGCUUGGCGGCAAACGCAUCUAUGGCUAUGGUGUCCUGAUUACGGCAAUUUUCACGCUGCUAACGCCGCUGGCGGCGCACUGGGAUCUGCCGCUGCUGGUGCUGGUGCGCAUACUGGAGGGCAUGGGCGAGGGUGUCACAUAUCCGGCCAUGCAUGCAAUGCUGGCGCACUGGAUACCGCCGCUGGAGCGCAACAAAUUCGCGGCGAUUGUCUAUGCCGGCUCCAAUAUUGGCACCGUCAUUUCCAUGCCCCUAACCGGCUGGCUCUGCUCGCAGGACUUUCUCGGCGGCUGGCCGUCGGCAUUCUAUAUCUUUGGGCUGCUGGGACUGGUCUGGUUCGCCUGCUGGAUGUAUCUGGUGUACGACAAGCCCAGCGAUCAUCCGCGCAUUUCGCGCAAGGAGCGCGCCUACAUUGAGCGCUCGCUGCAGAUGCAGCAGCCCCAGCUGCUGGUGGAGGAGCAAGAGCAGGAGCAAGAUGAGGAGCAGCAGGAGCCGGAUCUGGCGCAACUGGAUGAUAUACCCUGGCGUUCGCUGCUCGGCAGCGUGCCCCUGUGGGCCAUUCUGCUGACGCAGUGCGGCCAGAGCUGGGCCUUCUACACGCAGCUAACGGAGCUGCCCACCUAUAUGAGCAACAUCCUCCACUUUGACAUCCAAUCGAAUGCGCUGCUCAAUGCGGUGCCGUUUCUAACCUCCUGGUUCAUGGGCAUCGCCUGCUCCGCCCUGGCGGAUUGGAUGCUCGCCCGCCGCUACAUAACGCUGCUCAACUCCUACAAGCUAUGGAACACGAUUGCCUCUGUGGUGCCCUCGCUGGGCCUGAUUGGCAUCAUCUACGUGGGCUGCGACUGGGUCUGGGUCACAUUCAUGCUCGCCGGCGUCGGUUCCUUUGGCGGUGCCGUCUAUGCCGGCAACCAGAUGAAUCACAUUGCGCUCAGUCCACGCUAUGCGGGCACCAUGUACGGCAUCACCAACUCGGCGGCGAAUAUAUGCGGCUUCCUGGCGCCCUAUGUCAUUGGGCUGAUUAUCAAUCAUCGCGAGACCCUGACCCAGUGGCACAUUGUCUUCUGGCUGGCGGCGGGCCUCAAUAUCGCUGGCAAUUUUAUCUAUCUAAUCUUUGCCAGCGCCGAUGAGCAACGCUGGUCUCUGCAGCCUCCGGCGGCGGGCAGGGCCUCCGGCUCCGCGGCGGGUCGAACGUUGCGCAUCUAGCGGCUGCUCCAGGUACCUAACACAAGCCCAGACUUAAAACGUAAUAUCCAUUUAGAGCAUAAGCAUGUGUGAUAAUUCCGAGCGGAAUGUUUUCUUUAGUUCCCAAGACGACGACGAUGACGCAGUAUUCCUUGUGAGUGAAUCUAACCCUUGAACAAAACACACGCUAUCCCGAUUAUUGUUCAGUAAUCCUCCAGCGGCUUCCAGUGGAACCAAUGUUAAGCUUAAGAAACACUUUGCAUUAAUCUGACCAUGACUUCCAGUAACCUUCCUUAGUUGCAACAGCUUAUGAUUUAUGUUCACUUCCAGCAGCACUUUUUGUUCGUUCAACAGCUUCCAGUCACUUUCCAGUAGCUCUUAGUUGCAACAGCUUAUGAUUUAUGUUCACUUCCAGCAGCACUUCCAUUCAACAGCGACUUCCAAUCACCUUCCAGUAGCUCUUAGUUGCAAAAGCUUCUUUAUAAUUAUUCCAGCAGCACUUCUUGCUCUUCCAGCAGCUUCCAAAACUUCCAGUGACAUUCCAGCAGCACUUAUUUCAUUCCAACAGUUUCCAGUGUUUUUAUUUAAGUUCACUUGGUCAGUCUAGAAGAAGGUGCCUCCAAUGCUCUUCCAGCAGUAUUUAUUGUCCUUUCAGCGGCUUCCAGCGACUCUUCAAGUGUUGAGACAAAACAUUUGGCGGCUUUCCAGGCGCUUCCAGUGGCUAUUAGUAUCCGAUAGAUAUAUGUUUAGCCUAGACAGACUGCUUCCAGCGGCUUCCAAUGAUCUUUUGCUGACUUUCCAAUGGCUAUUAGUGUGGUUUCUUUUACUGUACCAAUUGUUAGGCGGAACAGUAACCGUUAUCGCUUUUUACAACGGACUGUGUUUUGCUAGAUGUUUUUAUAACAGUAUACUAUAUAUGCAAAUACAUAUAUAUAUUCGUUAUACGACUUAUAUAAUCCCUAUACGAUAUACAUAUAUAUAUAUAUAUAUAAAUAUAUAUAUAUAUACACAAACUAGGCUCUACGAUGGACCUAUAUAGCUUUAGUGGGGCGCCAGUGCGGUGGCCCAACGAAAUUUUACGAAAUAUAUACCAUAUACAAGUUAUAAAUUAUAUAUAUAUAUAUGCCUUUUAUAUAAGCUAUAUAUAUGUGUGUAAAUAGCAUCGAAUGGCAUCUGAAUGCCACUUGGAUAUAAACUAUGCAAAAAAUAAAAUCGCACAAACAUAUCGUAAUUGUUGAAAAUGUAA